Propithecus coquereli (Coquerel's sifaka) is the source of this 1671-nucleotide messenger RNA. RefSeq names its product pentatricopeptide repeat domain 2 (gene PTCD2). The transcript has 10 exons. The record is from RefSeq and is a predicted model, not a curated record. Gene Ontology annotation, molecular function: protein binding; RNA binding. Gene Ontology annotation, cellular component: mitochondrion. Lineage: Eukaryota; Metazoa; Chordata; Mammalia; Primates; Indriidae. Gene Ontology annotation, biological process: regulation of mRNA processing; multicellular organism development; mitochondrion organization. The coding region runs from base 25 to 1176 and encodes 383 amino acids.
GCAGUUGGUACAGUCCCGGAGAGUAUGGCUGCCGCAUUUCGACCCUCAAGAGAAGUUCCGCUGCGAGUGUUGCGAAUUUCGCUGUAUCCCGGGGUGGGAGGCUCCGGUUCCAGUUGCUGCCGCUACCCUGUUGGAGCUAGAAGAUACCUACUUACAGAUAAUAUUAUGAAAUUAAAAGAAUUUCAGCAUAAGAAGGUGGCUGUUGUAUAUAAUCUUCCUGGCACCAAAGAAACCUAUUUUAGAAACUUGGAAGAGAAAUUGACCCAGAACAAGCUCAUCUUGAAGGAGGAGUUGAGAACCUUGCUUCAUUUAUGUGAGUCCCGGGAUGAUAUGGAGCUGGCUAAAAGUGUCAUUUACAGGUACCAUGCAGAGAACAGAAAUGUCACUUUGGGGGAAUAUAAGUUUGGACCACUUUUCAUGAGGCUAUGUUAUGAGUUGGAUCUUGAGGAGUCUGCACUGGCGCUCAUCAAAGACCAGCGUUUACUAGGUUUCUUCUCAGACUCCACAUCAUUCAAUAUUUUGAUGGAUAUGUUAUUUAUCAAGGGUAAAUAUGAAAGUGCUUCAGAAGUAUUCAUAGAGAUGAAAAACCAAGGUGUGAAGUUCACCAAAGAUACCUAUGUCCUUGCUUUUGCAAUUUGCUACAAACUGAAUAGCCCUGAAUCUUUCAAAAUCUGUAAUACUUUAAGAGAAGAAGCCCUAAUUAAAGGAGAAGUUCUCUCCAGAAGAGCAUCCUGUUUCGCUGUGGCAUUAGCUCUGAAUCAGAACCAGGUGGCAAAAGCUAUGUCCAUUUUUUCUCAAAUCAUGAAUCCAGACAGCAUAGCCUGCACUAAUUUAAAUAUUGUAAUCCAUAUCCAGUCAAAUAUGUUGGAAACUCCGAUGGAGAUACUAACGAAUGCUGCAGAAGGAAACGUAUCAAGAUUUGUGAAAAGAAAUAUGUUCUCAGAGGAAGUGCUGGCCAAAGUGAGGGAAAAAGUGAAGGAUGUGCCUGCCCUUGUGACCAAAUUUGAUGAGAUCUAUGGGAAACUGCACAUCAGUGGCCAGGUCUCCACUUACUCUUUGGAUGCCCUGCUCUGCUACACCCCCAGGGACAAGAAAUUCCACAUGUUGCCGUUGAACAGGAAGACAAUCAGCCAGCGGACCUUGCAGCCACUCAGCAAGUCCCUGUUGGCCGAGUAACCCUAGUUGUAAUCCACCUGUGUAUCUGAGGGGCCCACGUCUAGUGAGUUACUGGCUUCCCUAGGAAACCAGGCAUCAUACUUCAGUGGACACAAUGCUAACAAAUUCCCGAGUUCACUGAGUGGUGGCAUGCUGAUCUGAGAAGUUAUGUUGUGCCACUGUGAGGGUCUAGAUGAAGCAUAGAAACCUCAGCUCCUUUAGAAAGAAGGCAUCUUCUGUGUACAGUGCUGAGGACCCUUGAGGGAACAUGGUCACUGUCUCCAGUCCAGCUUCUGGUACCCGAGUGGAACCCAUAAGCACCAUCAGGAAUGAAUUUUACUACACACUGGUCAACUCUGAUUUUCAAGGGAGUAGUUACUCACAAAUUAUACCCUUAAUGAAUUCAGGAGGUUCAAAACCAUAUUCUACCGUGUUAGAAAAUAGCCCAGGAUUUUCUCACUGCCUUGCCUUCAGAUUUUUCUUUCCUUUCUUUUUUUUAAGACAGGAUCUCACUAU